Molecule: messenger RNA, 333 nt
Organism: Neospora caninum
Lineage: Eukaryota; Apicomplexa; Conoidasida; Eucoccidiorida; Sarcocystidae
Exons: 2
Coding region: 1-333 (110 amino acids)
Source: RefSeq, a predicted model, not a curated record
AUGGGCUCGGCAAAGAGACCAAAAAGUGAAAGAGCAGGCGAAGCUGCCAGUACACGUCAAAAACCAACAGCUAUGGGCACGUGGGUUGGACAUCUUCUUAAGAAGAUCCUCGGCCAAGGCCAUCAUAAACAGUCUCAGGCCGACGAAGAAGGCAACGGGUUCGUACUCGACAACUGGGGACGACCUGUUCCAGUGUCGCCGAGGGGGAACUUGCCUUGCUUGUUUUUCUAUUCGGAGUGCAGACGAGGCAGCGAACAUAUCUACGAUGCUCCCGCGUUUAACCCUGCGAUACACGGUAAUCCGUACCCUCAAGGCAACGGACAAGCACGGUGA